This is a messenger RNA of Dermacentor albipictus, 2277 nucleotides long. RefSeq names its product transcriptional adaptor 3 (gene Ada3). Lineage: Eukaryota; Metazoa; Arthropoda; Arachnida; Ixodida; Ixodidae. Gene Ontology annotation, molecular function: transcription coactivator activity. Gene Ontology annotation, biological process: regulation of transcription by RNA polymerase II. Gene Ontology annotation, cellular component: SAGA complex. The record is from RefSeq and is a predicted model, not a curated record.
GCGCUUACGUUUUUUCCUACCUGUCAUGGCGGACGUUAGUCGUUUUCGGGCUGCUGCGUGUGGUAUCGCGAUUCGUUUUCUCUCUCACUGACCAACUUGCCAUUAGAAAGUUCGACACCGCUAACAGCUUCGACCUGCUACCAGUUCAGAAGCGCACAAAUGGCCAACGUAGGAGGAGGAGAUCCGUGAGCUGGGUUCACACAGUGCGUUGCAGCGGCACCCGCGCUUUUCCUUUUUGUUUUAUUUUUAUGAGUGUUGCGGGGACGCCGUGAACGAAGUGCUGCUUCCGCGUUCUCUCCUAAGCGACACUGUUGUGACGGUGGAAGUGCGAUCAUGAAGGGCAAAGGCAAAGGUUCCGAGGAGUGUCCGCUGCAGUUUCCAGACGUGAGUCCGGUGGACCACGUACAGGAAUGCCCGCGCUACACGGCAAUCGCCCAGGGAGACGCGGCGCUCUCUCUCGAGGACUUGGAGCCACUGCAGCUUGAGCUCGAGACGCUUCUGGUGUCGGUGUGCGAGAGGCGCCGGCGGUUGGCGCACGAGACGCAGCUGCUACUUUCGUGGCAGGAGAAGAAGAUUCCUGUCGGCGGUAGUGGCACACCGUCGGCACCGGGAAAACGUAGUCGAGUGUCGCCUGAUGGCAAGCCGUCGAAAAAGUUCAGGGACGGUGGAAAGGUUUUCACAGGUGGGCGGCCGCCGCGCAAGCAAGUGGCAUCGAGCUCGUCUACAUUGGCCACUGGUGUCACCUCUGAAGAAGGGCCGUCAGUAGCACGUAAUGACGCACCAAACCGUUUUUGGGCUUCCCUGGAGCCUUACUGUGGUCAAGUGACAGCUGAGGACGUGCGUGCCUUGGAAGAGCUGAUGCGUGCCCGUGAGGAAGAGGCGUCGGAGUACCUGAAGGUGCCAGCCCUUGGCCGUCACUAUGCCCAGCGGUGGGCGCAGGAGGACCUUCAGGAGGAACAAACACAGGGGGCACGAGCCGCGGGCGGUGGAGCCCAGGGAGCAAGGUCGCCACAGCAGACGAAGGGCAGCCUCAACUGUGACACGCCAUCGUCGGGCGGCAACAACAGCAAAGGAGGCAGCGGCGGGGAGCCCCUGGGAAGCCUGACACAGCGGCUUGUCUCUUGCUUGCUGGAGGAGAACCUGUUGUGCCCUCCCCUGGAGGAAAACCAGCUGGGACCCCCACUUGGUCCGAACCCUGGCCUCGCGCAGCAGCUCGAGCGACGCGUGCGACGAGAGCUUCGUGAGCAUGGCCUCCUGACUGAGACUGACAACCCAGAUGACCAGGUCAUGACAGAACUACGGAGAUGCCAAACAGAGCUCCGGAGUAUCAGCAAUCGAAAUGGAGCUCAGCUUAAUGCACUUCUGAGGCGUGCCCGUGAGAGCCUGGCACAACAGGAACUGAACCGGCGCUUACGGGUGGCAGACCAUGAGCUUCUCGAAGCCUGGCGACGGUUGGCUCAGGCACGGCAACGCAAGAAGACCCCAUCCAAGAAGGACCGUGACAUGGCUGCAAAAGCGCUGCGUGACCGACAAGCCCUCCUCAAGCAGCGAGCAUCAGCGGUGCAUCGAUAAAUUCCCAGAAAGAAAGUGUCAGUUGAGCUGAUGAGUUGGACUGCCUGUACAACCUUGCACCGAAAGAAUGCCUGCCCAAGAAAGACUGCCACUUAGCCAGUAAGGAUCCGUGCAACCUUCUUUUGGCAGGAGCCAUUCUAAGUGCUACAGUAAACUAUUGGAAAGCCAUGUAACCAGUAAAGCAGCUACUCUUCAUUCGACUACCUACAAUUCGUCAUUGGCAUCAUGGGCUUCCUUAGGCUGUGAGAAGCUUCUAGGAAAGUGAGCAAAUUCUGUGUGACAGUGUGAAUGUAUUCUAAAAAUGCAACUUAGUUGCCCCAGUGCUGCACAGUAGACAAGUUUUCAAGCUGCAACCAUCAUCAGGGCGACAGUUAGCUCUCAAGAUGUAUCACCAAGUGCACGUAAACCGACGGUGAAGAUCACUGUUCAAGCUGUUGAUCUCCAAUCUCUAAAAGGCAACAAAGGAGCAUGUCUGCAAAAUAUGGAGCAGGCAUCAAAACACAAACUUUACAUUACAUAACUUCCAGUUAUCAUGCGAAAUUUUUUUUUGUGUGUGUGUGUGUGAAACUUCAUUCACAUGUGGUCCAUACUGUUAAUGCUUACCAUAUUCAUCAUCAUCACAUUUUUUCUGAAGGAUAUAAAAGGCAGCAGUGCAGAGGGGACCACUGUAUGUGGACUUGAAUCUCUCAUUUCUGCCAGUUCUCA